Molecule: messenger RNA, 756 nt
Organism: Musa acuminata subsp. malaccensis (wild Malaysian banana)
Lineage: Eukaryota; Viridiplantae; Streptophyta; Magnoliopsida; Zingiberales; Musaceae
Source: RefSeq, a predicted model, not a curated record
CCUCUUUGCUUCUCACUUCGCUGCCGCUGCUUUGUCCUUCACGUUCUCUUCUAGGGUUCGGUAUCGUUCUUCUUCCUCGAGGCGAUGGCGGAUGUGGCGUUGCUGGGUUUCAAGCCGCAGCUGGUUGUGCCGGGGAUGAAGGCGGAGGCGGCUGUGCAGUUCUACAAGGCGGCAUUCGGGGCGGAGGAGAUCGGGAGGGUGACGCACCCGAAGCGCAAGGCGGAACAGGAGUGCCCCCUCAUCCUCUCCGCCGAGCUCAAGAUCGGCUCCUCCUUCAUCCUCGUCAGCGACUGCUUCGACGCUGCAGGAGAGGAGAGUGCCGCGGCCGCUGGAGGCGGUGGGAUCGCGUUCCGGCUGGAGGCGGAGGACGUGGACGCGGCCGUGAAGAAGGCGGUGGCUGCCGGUGCGGAGGUCAUGAGCGAGGUGUUGGAGGAGGAAGGCAGCCUUCUCGGGAAGGUGAAGGACCCGUUCGGUGUCGUCUGGGCCAUCGCGGCCGUCGGGAAGAAGAGCCCCGAGCCCGAGGCUUGAUCCGGGCCGUCGACUCUAACCUCUCACUUCCUUAGGGAUGCAUUUAUAGCUGGACUUAAAACUAAUAGAGGCAUUAGCAGUAGCGAAGCAGUUUACGCUAACUCAUCUAUGCUUAAUCUUGAAGACUUGUUAUUUAGGAUGGCGGUUGUCACGGUUGCCGCCGAAGCUUCUCACGGCCACCGACGGUUGAUAUUAUAUUUGAGAUGCUUUAGCCCCUUUUCUUUUGCA